UGAUCGAAACUUCUAAACGAUCCGAUUAGCAAAAUCCCAGAUGAAAAAUAUCGAUUUCUCUCUCCAAAAUCGGCUCUAAGCACAGUUCCCCAUAUAAUCCAGGUCUGGUUUUCAAAAGCAAUUCCGUGUACUCCACAGCAGAGCCGCAGUUUCUUUGUCCGCGAUUUGCACAGCCUACCAACCUCUGCACUCGCAGCCGCGUCAAGAUCGUUGAGCUGCAGGCUGCCUUCUCCGUCUCCAUGGCCGCAGCAUUGCCCUCACUUGCCCCAUUACUCAUUUUUGCCAGAAUUUUGGGACUGCUUGUUGCCGUUCUGAUCUUCGUUUGGGCUCUUGCCUUCAGUUCUAGCUUCGGCCAUCUUCCCCCCGCCCCAGAUGACCGUAUCUUCGAUGUUCUGCAUCCUUUGUUCAUGGUAAUUGGUUUCAUUCUACUCAGCGGAGAAGCCAUUUUGGUUCAUAGUUGGCUGCCUGGUUCGAGGAAUUUGAGGAAAUCUGUUCAUCUGAUUCUUCAAGGGCUGGCUUUGACUUCUGGGUUUUUUGGAAUUUGGACCAAGUUUCAUUGGGAUCGUGGCUUUCUGGCUAACUUCCACAGCGUACAUUCUUGGUUGGGUUUGAGCGUUUUCACUUUGUUUGGAGCUCAGUGGAUGAUGGGUUUUCUGAGCUUCUGGCACUGGAGGGAGGUGAGAGCAACAAGAGAAAGAGUGCUGCCAUGGCAUGUAUUCCUUGGGCUAUACAGUUAUGCAUUGGCAGUGACAGUAGCAGAAACAGGGCUUCUAGAGAAGCUGACAUUGUUGCAAACAAAGAGACAUGUCCCUAGAAAAGGCCCUGAAGCCAUGGUUGUCAACAGUCUAGGCCUGGCCUUGGCUUUGCUCGGUGGAACUGUGGUGCUCACUGCUAUAUCUCCUAAAUAUACUCCUUCACUUCCCACCAUCAAACAGCCAUUUGUCUCCAAUUCAAAGCCUUUGUCUUCUUAAUAAACAGCCUUUUCUGCCGUUUUUCUUCAUGUGUGUAAGCCAUAAAACCUUAUAAUUUCCAGUAUACAAGAACUCUCUCUCUUUCUCUCUGCAUAAUGAGUAGUGUAUAAACAAAGAUUAGGGAAUUUUGGGCUUAUAAAGUCAUUUGGUAUGGUUUGUCAA
Molecule: messenger RNA, 1133 nt
Organism: Cucurbita moschata (crookneck pumpkin)
Lineage: Eukaryota; Viridiplantae; Streptophyta; Magnoliopsida; Cucurbitales; Cucurbitaceae
Product: probable transmembrane ascorbate ferrireductase 4
Exons: 4
Coding region: 240-971 (243 amino acids)
Molecular function (GO): oxidoreductase activity
Source: RefSeq, a predicted model, not a curated record